AGGAAACCCAGGUGGCAUUCGCACAGAGGGCUCGGGACAGUGCACAGCACGGUUCCUGGCUGCGCUGCUGAGCCGAGUUCUUCAGACCCUUCUGAGUGGGAUUCGAGAGUCGUUUACAGAGUCGGAGAAAGUCCUCAAAAAUGGUGAUGCCACUGGCGCUGCUGCGAGACUGGUGCAGGUGGAUGGGAGUGAAUGAGGAGCGCUCUCUGCUCCUCCUGGGCAUCCCAGAUGACUGCGAAGACCAAGAAUUCAGGGAUGCUGUGCAGGCUGCCCUGGGCCCCCUGGGCAGAUACCGAGUGCUGGGCAAGAUCUUCAGAAAGGAGCUGGGGUCGAAGAUUGCUUUGGUUGAGUUUGCCGAGUAUUUAAGCCGAAGCUUGAUCCCUCGACAAAUACCAGGCAAAGGGGGGCCCUGGUAUGUUGUCUGCCUGCCCCAGGCCCCUGAUGCUGAGUCACAGGAUAGACCCAAUUUCCCUGCACAGCCCCAGAGACGAGCAGUGGUUGGUAGGGUAGGUGAGGCAAGAGCCACAGGUGAUGUUGGAGGAAUAGGUGAGAUGGGAGUCUCAGGUGAGGAGGAAGCCACAGGUGAUGUUGGAGGAACAGGUGAGGUAGGAGCAGCAGGUGAGGAGGGAGCCACAGGAGACAUUGGAGGAACAGGUGAGGAGGGAGCCACAGGUGAUGUUGGAGGAACAGGUGAGGUGAGAGCAGCAGGUGAGGAGGGAGCCACAGGUGAUGUUGGAGGAACAGGUGAGGUGGGAGUCUCAGGUGAGGAGGGAGCUGCAGGUUAUGUUGGAGGAACAGGUGAGGUGAGAGCAGCAGGUGAGGAGGGAGCCACAGGUGAUGUUGGAGGAACAGGUAAGAUAGGAGCAGCAGGUGAGGAGGGCACCUCAAGUGAGGAGGGCACCUCAAGUGAGGAGGGCACCUCAAGUGAGGAGGGAACCUCAAGCGAGGAGGGAACCUCAAGUGAGAAUGGACCCACAGGUGAGGAGGGAGCUGCAGGUAUGGAGGGAGCUACAGGUGAGAUAGAAGAUGCAGGUGAGGAGGGAGCUGCAGGUAUGGAGGGAGCUGCAGGUGAGAAUGGACACACAGGUGAGGCAGGAGCCUCAAGUGAGAAUGGAUCCACCUGUGAGGAUGGAGCCACAGAAGAGGAGGGAGCCGCAGGGGAGUCAGGAGCAGCAGGGGAGGCAGGAGCAACAGGGGAGGGAGGAGCUGGCUUCGAGGGACGAGCUCCCUGUGAGGCAGAAGCUACCAGUGAGGCAGAUGGUACAGGUGAGGCAGACACUGAAGAUGAGGAAGGGGCUGCAGAUGAGGCAGGUGGUAUAGGUGAAGCAGACAUUGCAGAUGAGGAAGGGACUGUAGAUGAGUCAGGAGCUCCAGGUGAGGCAGGCACUGCAGAUGAAGAAGGGGCUGCAGGUGAGGCAGGAGCUGGCGUUGAGGCAGGACUUGCAAGUGAAGCAGGAGCUACAGGUGAGGCAGGCACUGCAGAUGAGGCCGGGGCGGCCAGUGAGGCAGGAGCUGAGGGUGAGGCCAGAGCUGAAGAUGAAGCAGGAACAUCUGAUGAGGAGGGAGCGGCAGGUGAUACGGGAGUUGCAGGUGUGGCCGGAUCUCUGAGCAUGGCAGGAGCGGCUGGGGAGGCAGGAGUUCCCAUGGAGGCUGCAGCUUCAGGCAUCGCUGGAGCCAUGGAUGAGCCACGGGCCCAGUCCCCACAGUGGCAUCUGGCCUUGGAGCCUGUGCUAGAGAAUAUGGGCUACCAGGAGCUGAGAACCUUCUCCGGAAUGGAAGAGCCGGGUGAAGGGGAAGAGUCCUUUGAGAGCUGGCUGGAUCAUGCCAACGAUAUGCUGUACCUGUGGCGCCACGUGACCGAGAUGGAGCGGAGGAGGAGGCUGGUGGAGAGCUUGGGGGGUCCGGCGCUGGAUCUCCUGUGCAGCCUCCUGGCAGAAGAUCCCAACUUGGCAGCCCAGGAUUGCCUGAUGGCGCUGGUGGAGGCGUUCGGGAGCAAGGAUCCCCGGGUGAACGCUCGGCUGAAGUUCAUGACGUGUGCCCAGCGGCCCCAGGAGAGCCUCUUUGCCUUUGUGAUGCGCCUGGAAGGCCUGCUGCAGUCGGCCCUGGGCAAGGGGGCCAUGCACCCAGCCAUCGCAGAUCAGCUGCGUGCCCGGCAGGUGCUCAUGCGGGCCCGGCCCAACAGCCUGAUGCAGAACAAGCUGAAGAGGAUGCGGAUGGAGAGAAGAGCCCCCAGCUUCGUGGCGAUGCUGCAGCUCAUCCGGGAGACCGAGGCCUGGGAGACCGACCCAGCAAUGGGUGAGCAGUUCCCAGUGGAGGAGGAGGCCCAUGGGGUCCUCGGAGACCUGGCGGCUGCCCUGGCCUAUACGAUCAUCACCGAGGGCGCAGCUGCAGGUGGAAGUGAGCCCUUCCCAGCCAGUGGAGGUAUCUCUGCCCAGGUUGCCCUUUCCAAGGAAGGUGGCGUCGAGGCCCUCCCAGCACGUGAAGAGGCCAGUAAGGCAGUUGGCAGCAGCACUGAGGUUGCCCAGGCUGCUGCUGAAGCCCGUGGUGCCACCAGGGCAGCCUCUGCCCCUGGGGAGACCACUCAGGAAGAUGGAAGGGCUCCCGGCCUCCCGGGCCUAGGUCAGGCGGCACCCUCAGAGGCCCUUUGGGGCCCUGCCACUGCCAGGAUGGGCAGGGCUUCCCCGGUGGUCCCAGGAAGUCCUGGCUGGGAGCCAGAGGGUCUCCCCCAGGCAGGAGACCAGGAGGCCGAGGAGCCCCCCAAGAAGGGGCUCAAGCCCAUCCCAGAGGAGCCCGGAGAUGAGGAAGGGGCUGUGGAGAUGAGCCCCCCGGGGUUCUCCUCUGGUCAAUAGGCUCAGCAGGUCCCAGGCCCCUGGCCUGGAAGCAGGGAGAGGCCAGGUCAGGCAGCCUCCUGGCCCCACGUUAGGGGCCAUGUCAUGGUGCCUGGGCCUCCCCACCUCCCCAAGAGGGGACCCCUAUUCAGCAUACCCUGGGACAGGUUGCUCCCUGUCCUGGGAAGUCCAAAUGUGUCCCUGUAGGCCCCCUAGUGACCCAGAUCUCAAGGAACGGCUCUCUGGUCCAGCCCCUCUCCCCUCCCCAUCAACACACAUCCCUGAGCUGUUAUCAACUCCCCUCCCACCCCCUGAAGAGCCCCGAGGUGCCUGUGAACCCAGGCCGGGUAUCCCCACCUACCUGGUCAGCCAGCCCUGAGUCCUGCCACGUUCCCUGAGCUUCAGCACCAGCCAAGGCCCAGUCCUCAGCUCAGCGUGUGCUUCCCCAAUGUGGAUUCAGACCAAGUUCUGCUUGGUCUCCUGGAGAUGUGCAUGUGUUCUUCUCUGAGCAGUUCCCCGCACCGUGGCGCAGAGAUACCCCAGCCCACUCCCAGGAACUGAUGGGAAGGAGGGGACGGACGAAGGCUUGGCUGGCGACCACCCUGGGACCUCGGGAAGGAAGAUCUGCAUUGGGGCUUCCCAGCGGGUCUUCGGGAGGCCCCCCAGGACCUGUGCUCUGCUGGACCACACCGUGCUUCCUUGGGACUCUGCGUUCUCGGCUUGGUGCAGCGUGCCCUGUUGUGUGACUGUCCUGUGCCUGCCAUAGGGCAUGUGGGCCUGAGUGGGAGGGGCUGCCCUGGGGGGAUCAGGCAUUGCCAGCGCCCACCGUCCUGGCAAGACACCGACUGUGAGGCCCUUGGGAAGGGAGA
Odocoileus virginianus texanus is the source of this 3697-nucleotide messenger RNA. RefSeq names its product PNMA family member 6E (gene PNMA6E). The record is from RefSeq and is a predicted model, not a curated record. Lineage: Eukaryota; Metazoa; Chordata; Mammalia; Artiodactyla; Cervidae.